Molecule: messenger RNA, 360 nt
Organism: Rangifer tarandus platyrhynchus (Svalbard reindeer)
Lineage: Eukaryota; Metazoa; Chordata; Mammalia; Artiodactyla; Cervidae
Source: the annotation of a GenBank genome assembly
AUGGUCUUAUUUGCUUUGAAAUCUGAAACCAGAUGUCAAGUGUUCAAGUCAUUUCAGCCGGAGUGGAGUUUUGUCUCUGUUCACUUGGCCACUGCAGGCGUAUGUGGGGAGGAGGGUGGUCCAUGUUUUCAGACCCAAAGCUCCUUUUCCUCUCUUAUUGGUUCAGGGUUAGACCAGGAGGCAGGAAACCUGGAUUUCAGCCCAUGCUGCUCUCUGGCUCCUGAAAUCUUCAUUGUCUUGAGUGUGGAAGUGGGCUGGGGGGAGAUGGCGCCACCUCCCUCUGAGCUCAGGUUGGUGUGUAAAUGUGCUGCACACACGUGCAGCAUCACUGUUGUCAGGAAGAUGCAGGGGGAGAGCUGA